This is a messenger RNA of Daldinia loculata, 1455 nucleotides long. RefSeq lists its product as uncharacterized. The record is from RefSeq and is a predicted model, not a curated record. The coding region runs from base 1 to 1455 and encodes 484 amino acids. Lineage: Eukaryota; Fungi; Ascomycota; Sordariomycetes; Xylariales; Hypoxylaceae. The transcript has 6 exons.
AUGGCUGACGAGACGCCGCCGGGCGAUCAUGGCAGUCCUGUCGGCAAACUCAACAAUGCUAUUUCUGAUUUUGCCUCUUCUUAUGUCAAGAAGGAAUUGCAGCAAUUGACCCGCGAGCGAGAUGAUGAGUUGGCGCGGAGCCACGUGCCAAAGCUGAGAGCUCUCCUCAGGGAGGUUGACAGGGAGCGCCAGGCGUAUGAACAAGACAAGGAGAAGUUAAUCCUAGGUCUGCGCAAGAAGUUACAAUUGCUCGAAGUCGACCCUGAUAUUAUCGAGAGUACCGUCUCAGAACUUAUCCCCGUUACCCCCAAAUAUCUGAGCGUCAUUCCCAGUGCUUCGACCCUGACUAUUCGACCCCCAACACCUUUUAUGUCACCGGUUCGCGAUAAUUAUUUUAGCACUGUUCUUGGCGCAGAUGUCUUAUCAAGCAUACCUCUAUUGGCGUCGCAAGUUCACGACCAAGGAACUUCUAAUUCGAUCAAAGAUCACUCUUCAAGCCCUACCAAUAUUAACGUAUCGCCGAACGUAGGCCCGAAUUUCGACCACCAAAUACAGAGUCAGAUCCUAUCCGAAAACCCCAUGACUAACAAAGCUCCUAAGCGGGUCAGCGCAGAUGGUGAUAGCGCCGCAAGUGGGAAGCGACGGAGAGUAGAUGGCGGAAAGAGUCUAAGUAGAUCUCAAUCGGAUAUAUUCCGCAAGAUCGCAUUCCCGAACCUAGAGACAGGGGAGCGUAUCUUCCGGCAUGCAGAACGUCAAGGCUUCUUCGUCAUACGAUGUAACAGGUCCAACUGCCAAACGGGAUUCUUCACGGAUCCGCCUCUAGCAUAUAAUAGAGCUUUGAAGCAUUUCCAAAGUCACGGCGAAACGGGACAAGACGGCGAAGAACUCACUAACGAAUACAUUUUCGAAAACUUCGCAUGCGAAAUUGAAGGUUCUAGCCUGGUUAGCAAGUACUGGAUUAAGGAACAUCUUGGCCCAUCGCCGCAUACCUUCAUUCCCGGAAGGUCGAGAUCCAAGAAUAUCCAAGCAGCAGAUACUCUUACUGUACGAAAGAGCAAAGAGGACGACAAGAAUUAUACGCCGUCUAGCAAACCCCGGAAUCCUACUGUGGUUGACGAAACCAAUGAGUCGGACGAGGAGGAAUUAGAGGCUGAGAAACCACGCCGCACGCCCAGGAGCGUACCUCGCCCAGACUAUGCGGAGUUGGUGGCGAACAAGGAUCCUUGGAAUCUAUCAGACGGUGACAGCGAUAAGGUCAUUCCCCGUUCUAUGAAGGAGUCUCGGACGCCUGGCAAUGGUGCUAUCAAGUCUACGAGAUCAGGGAGUAGUAUAUCACCUAGCUCGUCAAAAAGAUCAACGCCGGGGCCUUCAAUACUAAGAGCGAAGACAUCGGAACCGAGUAAACCUUUUGGUUACACCUCGGAGCAGUGGCCGAGACGGUCCGCACCUAGUUAG